Hypanus sabinus (Atlantic stingray) is the source of this 5910-nucleotide messenger RNA. RefSeq names its product gastrula zinc finger protein XlCGF7.1-like. The record is from RefSeq and is a predicted model, not a curated record. The transcript has 2 exons. Lineage: Eukaryota; Metazoa; Chordata; Chondrichthyes; Myliobatiformes; Dasyatidae. The coding region runs from base 4725 to 5249 and encodes 174 amino acids.
GCUGGAUCGGACGCAGCCCCGCGAUCCGUACACGGGCCCCGGGGAGCUUCUGGCUGAUGAGGGAAUGGGAACCGAUGGAUCUCUCAGACAGAGCUGAGCUCCAGCUAUCUAAAUGCAAGGAUUAGGAACUCGGAGAAAGGGAACAAAAUCUUUUACAUCAGCAGUUGAGAAAAUCACCUUUGUUUCACUUCCAAUCACAAACUCUGCAGAUGCUGGAAAUCCAAGCAACACACACCGAAUGGUGGAGGAAUUCAUUAGUACUCUUUUCCAUAGAUGCCUGCUGAGUUCCUCCAGGAUUUUGUUUGUGCUGCUUGAGCUAUCUCCUUUUGUUCUGGACUUUUCUACCCGUGACGACAUGUUUUGACCUAUUCUCUCUGGGAAGAUAAUGACAUCAAAAACCUUUUGUCCUGGGCAACAAGUAGCUUUCACAUAACAAACGUGCCAGAGCCUGUUGGUCUUUUCAGUCUGGUACCGUGUCCUGGAUGGUAGCAGCAGGAACAGUUUGUGGUUGUGGUGAACUGUGUCCUCAAUAUCCUUUGGGCGUUUUUACACACCUGUCUCUGUAAAUGGAUUGAAUAGUGGGAAGUUCACAUCUGCAGAUGUGCUGGGCUCUCCGCACCACUCUACAGGUUCCUGCAAUUAAGGGAAGUACAGUUCCCGUACCAGGCAGUGAUGCAGCCAGUCAUGAUGCUCGCAAUUGUGUUGCUGUAGAAAGUUCUUGGUAUUUUGGGCCCCAUCCCAAACUUCUUCAGUCGUCUGAGGUGACAGAGGUGUUGUUGUGCUUUUUUCACAACACAGCUGGUACGUACACACGAGGAAAUCUGCAGAUGCUGGAAAUUCAAGCAACACACGUAAAAUGCUGGUGGAACACAGCAGGCCAGGUAGCAUCUAUAGGAAGAAGCACUGUCGACGUUUCUGGCUGAGACCCAUCGUCAGGGCAUCAUGUGAUAUCCUCGGAGGUGUUUAUGCCAAGGAACUUCAAGCUCUUCACCUUCUUAACCACAGAUUGAUUAAUGUCAAUAGGCGUUAGCCUGACUCCAUUCCUUCUGUCGUCCACGAUCAGCUCCUCUGUUUUUGUGAAAUUGAGGGAGAGUUUGUUUUCUUGACACCAGUCAGAUGUUGUUCAGACCUCAGACAAAGUCAGCAAUCACAUGGAGCAUGGUGCGAUGAAUGUGCUGACCUGUGUAUAUCACAAUGCAAGAAGCAUCGUAGGAAAGCCAGAUGAGCUCAGGGCAGGGAAUUAUGAUAUUGUAGACAUUAUUGGGACUUGUUUACACCAAACUGUCUGAGGGAUUCAGAGGAACAAAUCUGUAGAGAGGUUGCAGACCAUGUAAAUAAACAUAGGUUGAUUCAGUAAGUGAUUUUAACUUUACACAUAUUGACUGGGACUCCCACACUGUAGAAGGACUAGAUGGGGUAAUGUUUGUCAAAUGUGCCGUUAAUCAGUAUGUAAAAUUCCCUACGUAGAAGUGUGCAUCAAGCUGGUAGGAAAUGAUCCAAGGCUGGUGACAAAAUUUAGUGAUCAUAAUGCCAUGAGAUUCAAAAUAAAGAUGGUAUGAGAAAGGUCUGGACAAUGGGUUGAGAUUCUAAAUUGGAGAACGGUCAAUGUUGAUGGUAUCAGAAAGGAUUUGACAAGUGUGGUUUGGGACAGGCUGUUUCCUGACAAUGGAGUAUUUGUAAGUGGGAGGCCUUCAAAAGUGAAAUUUUGAGGGUGUAGAGUCUGUAUGUGCUUGCCAAGAUAAAAGUUGAGAGAAAACUGGUGCAGGGAAUCUUGGUUUUCAAGAGAUAUCGAGGCCCCAGAUAUUUUGUUCCUCUAAAUCCUUCAGACUGUUGGGAGCUACCAAAACCCAUUAAUGACUACAAUACCAGGAUUCCUUGCACUGAGCUCAUCUGAGUUUUUUUAGUUGUAUGCUGUUGGUUUCUAAAAGUUUUUGCUCUAUUAUGUGCCCUCUCUCUGGCUUUAUGUUGGCUUUGGCUUCUCAUUUUAGCCACGGUUGUGUCCUCCUGUCUUUCUAAUAUUUCCACUUCUGUGGAAUCACGCAGCUCCCGAAUUGCUCCCAGAAACUCCAGCCAUUGGUGCUCUGUUGUCACUCCUAUCUUUCCCUUCCAAACAAAUUUGGCCAGCUUCUCUGUCACAGAAACAUGGAGAAGUUGAGUAUGGAAAUGGGCUAUUUGGCCCAUCUAGUAAAUGCUGAAUAAACAUUUAAGCUGUCUAAUGCAACUACCUGCACUGGGACCAUUGCCCUUCAUACCCCUACCAUCCAGUCUCCCAUCCAAACUUCCUUUAAGUGGUGAAACCGAGCUCAUAUUCACCACUUGUGCUGGCAUUUCAUUCCAGACUCUCAGAACCAUUUCAGUAAAGAGCUUUUCCACAGGUUCCCAUUAAAUACUCACCUUCUCCACUUACCAAUGACCUCUGGUUGUGGUCCCACCCAAUCUCAGUGGAAAAAGCUGCUUGCAUUUCCCCUAUCUAUACCCUCAUAAUUUUCUAUACUUCUAAAACAUCCUCAAUCCAAUGUAUAAUUUCCUUGUUUAUUUUUAGAGUUAUUUUUAGGUGUAUAACAUGAUGAGGGGCAUUGAGCGUGUGGAUAGCCGGAGGUAUUUUCUCAGGGUUGAAAUGGCUAACACGAGGUGGCAUAGUUUUAAGGUGCUUGGAAAUAGAUACUGAGGGAUGUCAGGGGUAAGAUUUUUACACAGAGAGUGGUGCGUGUGUGAAAUGCACUGCCAGCAGUGGUGGUCCAGGCAGAUAAAAUGGGGUUUUUUAACAGCCUCUUCGAUAGGAACAUGGAGCUUAGAAAAACAGAGGGCUGUGUGCUAGGGAAAUUCUAGGCAGUUACGAGAGUAGGUUACAUGAUUGGCACAACAUUUUAGGCUGAAUGGCUUGGAGUAUGCUGUAGGUUUCUAUCUUCUAUUUUGAACAGUGAAGUAACUACUCUUCUUUAAUCUCUAUAGGAUCCAUGAUUUGAAUGCCACUUUUCCACACUCCCAUGGACUCUUUGAUCAUCUGCUGAGUAAACACAGAUGGAAAAAUCUUGAAGAUUUAAGAUCUCCACCAUCUGCUUUGUUUCCACACGUGGAUUUCCAUUCUGGCCUUCCAGAGGACCAACAUUGUGCCUUGCAAUCCUUUUGCUCUUAACCUCUCUCUAGAAUCUCAGAGAAUUCUCCUUCAUCUUUUCUGUGAGGGCAACCUUAUACCUUCUUUUAGCCAUACUGGUUUAUUUCUUAUGUGUUGCAUUUCUUAUACUCCAUAAGAUUCUGCCUGCUUCUCCCUUUGCCAUAAAGCAGACUGUCACAAUCCACAGUUGCCAGAUCCUGGUAUACUAAUUCCAGGUGUUGAUCCAUGUCCUGAACACAUCCGCCCUUCCUACGCUGCUCCUUGUAUUGAAAUAUACAGGGCUCAGCAUAUUCACUGUAUCAUGCUCAACAUUUUCAUUCCUGACUUUGAGGACUGAACAACAACUAUCUCCACAAUCAAUCCACUCUCUGUUCAGUUAUUCAGGCUCUCAUUCCCCCUGCAACUUUCAUUUAACCCCCCCCCCCCCACUUCCCCCACCUCCCAGCAUGCAGCUCUACCCUUUGGCUUUCCAGGUCAAUAAAAAUGAGGUGCAUACCAGGUACAGGCAGAUAGGAACAAAAGGGGUCCUUUUGAAAUACAGGAAAUUCAAGUGAACACUUAUGAAAUAAAUAAAAGGCAUCAGGUUGCCCCAGCAGACAAGGUGAACAAGAAUCCUUAGGGAAUCUGCAGAUAUGUUAAGAGCAAAAAGAUUACAUGGGAAAAAAUAAUCCUCUGCAAGAUCAGAAUGGUAAUCCAUAUGAGGAAGCAAAACAGAUGGGGAGGACAAGGCAGUGGAUGUUCUCUGCAUGGACAUUUGCAAGGCACUUGACAAAGUCUCAUAUGGGAUAUGGGAGGUUGGUCAAGAAGGUUCAGUCACUCAGCAUUCAAGAUGAGAUAGUAAAUUGGAUGAUCAAACCUUGUGAACUCAAGUAAUCUCUCAUGAAAUGUUGUCCUACACCCAUUGAUGUAUCUUGUAAAUCUUUUUACAGGUUAAAAAUGAGAAGGAAUUUGUCUCCUGGGAUCUCAAACACGGCAUUCCAGUUUUGCUGUCUCUGUCUAGAUGUUUAAAAAGUGGAGCAAGGGAUUCAAUCGACCAUCCUUCCUGCUCAGACUGUGGGGAGGGAUUCACUCGUGCAUUUGACCAACUGACAUCUCUAUCAUUUUACACAGGAAAAAGGCCAUUUACCUGCUCAGACAGUGGGAGUCGAUUCACUCGUUCAUCUCAACUGAAGGUAGGUUCACACUGGGCAAGGCCAUUCACCUGUUCUGUGUGUGAAAAAGGAUUUAGUCAGUCUUCCCACCUGUGGACACACCAGUCAGUUCACAACGAGCAAAGACUGGUCAUCUGCUGAAUUUCUGGGAAAGAAUGCACUCAGUCAUCUGACCUAAUGGCACACCAGUGAGUUUGCACUAGGGAAAAGCCAUUCACAUGCUCAGUCUGCAGGAAGUUAUUCACUCAGUCAUCCCACCUACAGAGUCAUCAGCGAGUUCACACUGGGGAGAAGCCGUUCACAUGCUCAGUCUGUGGGAAGGGAUUCACACAGUCAUCCACACUACAGAGUCAUCAGUGAGUUCACACUGGAGAGAGGCCUUCACCUGCUCAGAGUGUGGGAAGGGAUUCACUUGGUCAUCCCAAUUAAUGGCACACCAGUGAGUUCACACGGGGGAAAUGCAGUUCACCUGCUCAGAAUGUGGGACGAGAGUCACUCAUUCAUCCACCCUACAGAGUCACCAGCAAGUUUACACUGGGGAGAGGCCAUUCACCUGCUCAGAAUGUGGGAAGGGAUUGUCACUGGCAUCCCACCUACAGAGACAUCACUCAGUUCACACUGGGGAGGGGCCAUUCCUCUGCUCAGUCAGUGGGAAAGGAUUCACUAAAUCAUCGCAUCUGAAGGUACAUCAGCAAGUUCAUGCUGGAGACAGGCCAUUCACCUGGUCAGACUGUGGGAAGACAUUCACUCAGUCAUUCGACCUACUGCUACACAAGUUGGUUCACACUGAGGAGAAGCCGUUCACCCGCUCAGAAUGUGGGAAGGGAUUCUCUCAUUCAUCCAACCUUCUGCGUCACCAGCGAGUUCACACUGGGGAGGCCGUUUACCUGCUGAGAAUGUGGGAAGGGAUUCACUCAGUCACCCGAAUUACUGGCACAUCAUUCAGUUCACAUUGGGGAGUGGCUGUUGUUAUGGUUCCCUAGGUUUUGUUUGGCGUGGACUGACAUUUUAAGAGAGAGAGAGAUUAAGAAGGCCAAUCAGUCUGACUUGCAGCUUGUUUACAUCGCGCACAGCUUGUUUAGUUUUAAUCGAAGACACAGGCACUCUGAGUCAGAUGGAGACGGAGGAGGAAAAAUGGAAGAAUCAAAACCAGGGAACUAGUGGCCAAGGGUCACUGAUUGCGACUUUCCUAUGCCCACAAGGGUGAGUUGAUUAUCUAUUCAUUGUACAUCGAAUGUGAGGUUGUCACCUCGUUUGAUCCAUAGGAGUGGAUCUGAUUUGAGCUAUCCUGUGAAGACCACUGAUGUGUUAACCCGUGCCUGGGUGUGGUGUGGUAAUUCACUUGAAGACGAUACCCUUUGUGACAAGUCACUUCGGGUGAUAAUUCGUAUGUGGAUUUGGAAUGAAGACUGAUAAAUUCUACAGCAACUGUUGUCUCGUUUUACCACCAUGAAUCCUGUGCAAUUCGACAUAAUUGCCUUUUCUCAACAUUUACGCUGGAUUACAAAUAUCUCUCUCAUCAGCUAUUCCAUGGUUGAACUGAACUUUCAUACUUUGCCAACUCAAGACUCCAAGCCUUGUUUCUCCCGAGCUCAAUAGUUUUGGAGUUAUAUUUACACAUAUAUAGUCAUAUAACAAUGUUAC